This is a messenger RNA of Notodromas monacha, 4804 nucleotides long. Lineage: Eukaryota; Metazoa; Arthropoda; Ostracoda; Podocopida; Cyprididae. The record is from the annotation of a GenBank genome assembly.
AUGCGGUCACAAUGGGAAAGGGCAGUGCUCUUGAAACUGACGCCCGUUGUUCCAUUCGACACAAAAGAUAUGACCAUGUAUGGUCGUGGAUCCGGGGCAGGUGUUAUCAAUUCAAGUUCGGGGAAGCCACAGCGAGAGUUCGUUGACAAACGUGGCAUUCACGUUGUGGUGGGUUAUUACAAUGGAGAUCAACUCCCGGGUGUGGCUCCUGGUGGCAAUAUCUCUGAAGAAAUGGUCAACAGGAAUGAAUAUAAUCCCGUGAAGGGUUCCGGAGAUCAGGGAUUGCCUGUUAUUAUCCCAACCUACCAGCAAGCAAAAAUGAACGCCUUGUUCCGCGUGAACCAGUUCAAUUUAUUGGCGAGUGACCGGAUACCCCUUGAUCGAUCUUUACCGGAUAUUCGGAAGAAAAAAUGUUUGGAAGUUGAAUAUGACUUGGACGUUUUACCAACCACCUCUGUGAUCAUAGUUUUCCAUAAUGAAGCCUGGUCAACUCUCCUACGAACUGUUCAUUCAGUGAUUGGUCGAUCUCCUCGCCAGCUUCUGCGGGAAAUUAUUCUUGUGGAUGAUGACAGCAAUAGAGAGUUUUUAAAAGAAUCCUUGGAGGAACACGUCAAGAAGCUGCCAGUCAAAACAAGUAUUAUUCGUACUAAAUCUCGUGUUGGGCUCAUCCAAGCGCGACUUUUGGGUGCUCAUAAUGCGUCAGGUGAUACGUUGACUUUCUUGGAUGCUCAUUGUGAAACAACGCCAGGUUGGUUGGAGCCGCUUUUACAGAGAGUGGCUGAACAUCCAUCUGCUGUGGUCUCCCCUGUAAUUGACAUCAUCAGUGAUGAAACGUUUGCAUAUGUGCGAAGCUUUGAUUUGCAUUGGGGAGCAUUCAACUGGCAACUGCAUUUCCGCUGGUUUUCAGUUAGUGAAGAUGAAAUUAGGCUUCGGUGGAAAAACCAAGCCAAGCCUUUCAGGACACCUGUGAUGGCUGGUGGUCUGUUCACCAUCAACAGAGAUUAUUUCUUCAACGUUGGUUCGUAUGACAAAGCAAUGGACAUCUGGGGAGGAGAAAAUGUGGAAAUGUCGUUCAGGGUAUGGCAAUGUGGAGGUCGAGUAGAAAUUGCUCCGUGUUCUCACGUGGGUCAUGUAUUUCGAAAAUCGUCACCAUACACGUUUCCCCGCAAAGGAGGUGUUGGCGAAGUGUUGUAUUCAAACCUUGCUCGGGUUGCGCUUGUUUGGAUGGACGAGUGGAGCGAUUUCUACCUCAAGCUAAAUUCAGAAGCAGCACGAUUAGCACCACAUAUCAAUGUCACAGACCGUCUUCAGCUGCGGAAGAAGCUUGGAUGCAAAAGUUUUGGGUGGUAUUUGAAAAACAUUUGGCCAGAAAAUUUCCUGCCUUCUCCAGACAGAUUCUUUGGAAAAAUACGUAAUUUGGCACUUGACAAAUGUCUGCAAAGACCCUUGGGUCAAGGUGGUCAACCCGGAACUGGAGAACCGACGUUGGAUUCAUGUGUAAUUGAACUGUACUCCCUACAGUCAUUCGUUGUUUCCGAUAAGGGAUUCAUCAUGAGUGAUGAUUCUGUAUGCCUUGAUAGUCCUGAUGCAACCCUCAAGACGCCUCAAGUCAGAUUUCUCAUGUGUGGCAGUUUGGAGCGACAGAAAUGGGCAUACAAUCAAGAGAAAAUGACAGUGAUUCACAAUCAAAGUGGGAAGUGUUUGCAAGCUCAAAAGGGACCAAGUGGAGGACCUCAAUUCCAAGUAUCAAUGCAGACGUGUGACUCUGAACUUAGAUCCCAGAAAUGGUCAUUUGAACCACAAGAAUGGAAUAUAGAGCGGAGUUCCAUAACCCGGGUUCCGCGGACCGGCGCCGGUCCGCAGACGACUUUUAAAGGCGUCGAAAAUGGUCUGCGGAUUUUAUUUUCCAUAGAAACGUUCCUGUCUGCAGAAAAUGUUAUGGAAAUCUGCCAGUCCAGGGGUCCGAAAAGGCAAGUCCAGCACCCGAAGGUCUCCUUGCUUCAGUUCCUUUCUCCAGCAAGUGGUGUGCUGAGCCCAUAUGCCGGCAGUCUAGCGGCUUAUUCAGAAGCGGCGCCUCCUCCGUGGAUGGCAGAGUUAUGUCCGCGGGGAACCGGCUCGUGUUGUGUGCAGUGUCGGUCGUCUCCCGUCGUCGCGCACUACUCGGCCACGGCAGUGCUGGUCCUCGCCCUGCUCUUCGUCGACAUGGCCGCCGCCAGCAUCAGCCGCCACCGCCGGCGCCACCAACACGAAUUCAGCGGCGGCGCUGUGGACGUUGUGAACGCGGAAGUGUGUCGCGCGUGCGUGGCGCGACAACGAUCGGGACUGUCGCCGCGGUCCGUCGACGCGUACAAGCUGGAGCGAGCGAAGUUCGAAAUCCUGCGACGACUGGGCAUGAACGAGCCGCCGAAAUUCCCGGAGCUGGAUUUGCGAGAGGAAAUCUCGCGGGAGCUGGUCGUCGAUAGUCUGAUGCGGAAGGAGUUGGGUUAUUCGUCCAGGGCGGCCGGGGGUUCGGGCGGCCUGCUGCAGCACAGCAGGAAGACCAACGCCGCCGCCGCCGGUAGUGGGAACCAGCUCACGCGGUUCUCGGCGGGUUCGGAUGACCUCAACCCGGACACCAACGAGCUGCUGAUGACGGCCAGUGGGGUCCGAGGGCACGCCGAUGCGAGUGACGCGGAGUACUUGCGAGGAGACCCGGGCGACGGGUCCGGAACCAGUUCCGGCGAGGACUUCCUCGAUCAGGAAAUAGAAACGGUCAUGUUUGCAUCAGCAGGUCCAUUCUUCGAGAACCAGCGACUGAUCCAGUUCACCAGGGACCGCAAUCAAAUCCCCGAUGAAACCGAUGUGAUAUCCGCCGAACUGUGGCUGCACCUGCGCUUCCGAAGCCCGUACAUCAAGGAGUUCCGGAAGUCCCGCCGGGACUUCCGCCCGAAGGUUUUCAUUUUCAGAGUGCGAACUCUUCCGGAAUUCAAUGCUUCCGCUUGCAAUUCCUUCACUUGCCCACCUGUUCAGGUCCAAGACAUGAACGGCUGGGAGCUGAUCGGAACCCUGGGAGUGACACUGAAGACGUUGGGGUGGCAAACAAUCGAUCUCACAGCAGCUAUUCGCAACUGGACCCUGGAAGCCCGACCCGUGCCCGAGGCUAACGUUACCGGCGGAUCCGGAGAUCCCCUCAUCAUCGAUGACAAGCUCACGCUGCUCGUCGACUGCGCCGGCUGUCACGGACUCAUCGAAACCGGAAUGCCGCCUGUCGACUUCGACACCACUGACGAGCGCAGCACGAAAGUCUGGCUCAAGCGUCGCAACUUUGCUCGCGACACCAACUCCGCCGCAUUCACUCCUUACUUCGUCAUCGCCUCAAAGCGGUCGGCCAAGUCACGACGGAAGCGAAAGGCAUCAGCGACGUGUCCCGACGACGACGACGACGGCGGCAGUGACGACACCGACGUGGCGAGACGGAAUUGUUGCGUGCGUCGGUUGUUCGUCAGCUUCAAGGACCUGGGCUGGGACGAGUGGAUUUUGUACCCGGACGGGUACUUUGCCAAUUACUGCUUCGGCGAGUGCAGGGAGCCGAAUUUUGCGCACUUCAACACGCACGUGCUCAAGGAUUAUCGCAACUUGUUCCAGGGCACGGACGAGGAGUAUUACGAGGCACUUUCGCCGUGCUGUUCGCCCACCAAGCUUUCCUCCAUUUCACUCAUUUAUUACGACCAAAAGAAACGGAUCAUCAAGCGAGAUCUUCCCAAAAUGCGCGUCGAUGAAUGCGGCUGUGCUUAGAUGAUUUUAAUUUGAAUUAUCCGAUGAAUUUUGAUAUUCUACAAAUCGUAAGACCCCGCGCUAUGAAUGCUUUCGAGAGAGUCCGCCAUCAAUAACUCGGUUUCAUUUGGAAUUGUCAAUUAUUACCCCCCGAAAAGCACUGAUAUUCUGAUGAUUUGUUCAGCAGAAAUUCUCGGUGUUUCAAAGAUCAGAAAAAAAUGUAUUUCGUGCUGUUGAAAUAUUUUACUGCCGAUUUGAAUCCUCUUUCGGUCAUCCCGCAUUUUAUGACCACAUUUUCCUCAUAAUUUUCCAACACGCAACAUUGAAGCUUUUCAUACAAAACCCGAUUUUGGCUCUUUUCCAUGUUUUCGAAAUCAAAAUUGGCCAAUCUGAAACUUCAGUGCCAUUCGUGAACCGUUUUUAAAUGCGGGUGGACUCUUUCUCUACGGUGAUUUUGUCUACAACGAGUUUAUCUGUACGACAAAUUUUUUGGUCCGAUAUGGAUAUCGUUGUUUAGAGAGUUUCUCUGCAACGAAAUUCUUUCUAUAACGAAUUUUUUCUGCGUUCCCAUACUUCCCACACAUUUUUGUUGUAGAGAGAAAGUCCACCUGUAUAGGUAAAGUGUUUGAAGAGUUUGAAGUUGAACUGAGAUUAAGCAGAAAAUUGCAAAAGUUCAUGAACUAUGAAAAAUGUUCUGCAAAUGAAUGAGUAUGCGUGGCAGCUGUUUUCUUUUAAUCGCACAUAAUUUUGGAUGAUUCGAUGAUUUUUUGCCUAUGGAAAAUAAAUUAUCCGAACAAUCUUCGAAGAACUGAUCAUCAAAAUCGCGAAACUUCUGCUGGAGAUAUACACCGAGUGAAAAUGCAGAACUUGGAUAGCAUGCUGAAAUAAGGAAUGCAUAUUACUUCUGGUUUAGUAUGAAUGAAACAGGGACUUGGUUUGUUAGUUUCUUUACUGGACUCCGCGAAAACUUAUCUUCAACGAAAUUCUCAUUUUUAUCCAUGUACCGAAGCUGUUUCCGACCUUUCGAAAAUACAGUAUUAUAACUUGCAGA